CGAUGAACGACUCUACGAUGCACACAGCCGGUCUGACACACAGCCUGCACAGCGCGUGUUAGCCUACUCUGUUCCAGAAAUGUCCGCGGAGCUGAUACUGCGCUCCAAGGAGCUGUUUGCGCGGGUCUUCCAGGAGCCAGCCAACGUUAUCGUCUGUGCGCCCGGGCGCGUCAACUUGAUCGGCGAGCACACCGACUAUAAUGAAGGCUUCGCGAUGCCCUUCUGCAUUGGCAAGUACACGGUGAUUGCGGCGCGACGGAGGACGGGCGCCACAUGUCGCAUCACGUCGGCGGGUGUGCCGGGCGCCAUCUCCACCUUCCCCGGCGACUCCUCCCUCAGCCCCGGGCCAGAGGGCGACUGGACGAACUAUGUGCGCGGCGUCGUCUUCGGAAUGCUGCCGAUGCUGCCCGGAGGGUCGUGCGCCUUCGACGCGGCCGUCGUCUCCGACGUGCCGCUCGGCAGCGGCCUCUCCUCCUCCGCCUCGCUCGAGGUUGCCACCGCGACGCUGCUCGAGAGCAUCUACCGGCUCGGGGCAGACCCUAAGGGGAAGGCGCUCGUCUGCCAAAAGGCCGAGCAGACCUUCUGCAACUCGCCGUGCGGCAUCACGGACCAGUUCGUCUGUGCGUGCGGAGAGGCUGGCCACGCGCUUCUCAUCGACUGCCGCCCUCCGUACGCCACCGAGUCGGUGCCGCUCUCUGACCCGAGGAUCGCACUCGUGGUGGCCGACUCGAACGUCAAGCCACAGCUCUCCGGCUCCGAGUACCCCGACCGCGUGCAGCAGUGCAAAGACGCGUGCGCCGCGAUGCAGGCCGCCGGCCACUCCGAGGUGCGCCACUUGCGCGACGCGACUCUGUCCAUGCUCGAGACCGUCGCUCGCUCGCACGCGCUGCCCGAGGCGACGGUGAGGCGGGCGCGGCACGGCGCGCUGCGGCCGGGCGACGGAAUCUCCGAGGACCAGCGCACGCUGCAGGCCAAGGAGGCGCUCAAGGCCUGCGACUACGCGCAGGUGGGCCGGCUGAUGUUCGCGUCGCACGCCUCGCUUCGCGACGACUACCGGGUCUCCUCGCCGGAGCUCGACGCGCUGGUCGAGAUCGCGCGCGGCGUGCCGGGCGUGCACGGCUCGCGCCUGACGGGCGGCGGCUUUGGAGGCUGCACCGUCACGCUGCUCAGCCGCUCUGCGGUCCCCGCGCUGCUCGCUGCCUUCGAGGCCGAGUACCCGAAGCGAGCGGGCGGCCGCACCGCGUCCGUCUUUGUGGUGCGGCCGGCGGCGGGCGCGAUGCUGCUGCAGCAGGGGGCCGGCGCCGAGCCCCUCGCGGGGGCACCGCUCAGUCCGCAGCUGAGCGGCGUCGCAAAGGUGACUGCCGCCCUCGUGCUCAGCGCCGUCGCCGCCGCCGUGAUUGCGAGCAAGCGGCAGAGGUAGAGGUAGGAAGAACCCUCCUCCGCUCCCCGCGGCUCGUCAGCUUGCGAAUUUUCGAUUUCCUCCUCUUCAGCUUCUUCUCGAUCCUGCGAAGCGAGAGAUAUCCUUCCUCUCUCUCCCGCGAUGGAGAGCGGGGUGUACAAUAUCCCCAACUCUUACUUUCCGAAUCCUGGGGACCCCGCCGAA
Molecule: messenger RNA, 1603 nt
Organism: Emiliania huxleyi CCMP1516
Lineage: Eukaryota; Haptophyta; Isochrysidales; Noelaerhabdaceae
Exons: 7
Coding region: 80-1420 (446 amino acids)
Biological process (GO): galactose metabolic process; carbohydrate phosphorylation
Cellular component (GO): cytoplasm; cytosol
Molecular function (GO): galactokinase activity; ATP binding
Source: RefSeq, a predicted model, not a curated record